AUGCGUCAUCUGAGCGCAGCCAUUAAACGUGAUGUGAAAAACAUUGAUUUGUACGAGUUACAGAUUGUGACCUAUCUUCAGCGGGAGAAAAUCCGCGAAGCUCGUGCAGCCGUUGCCAUUUGCAUGCAACACCUUCCAAAUUCACCUAGAGCACGUGUUCUUAAAGCGCAAGUAUUACUCGCUACUCCAAGUGGUAAAGAGGAAGCACAAACGAUUUUGGAGGAGGUAGUGUUCGCCCAUCCUUAUCUUCUUGAAGCUGUGUGGCUUCUCAUAAGUCAGUAUGACAGUACCCACAACUACCAAAAAGGCACAGAAGUUUUAAAGAAACUAACGGAGAAUUCAAUGGUUCCUUUCCAUUCGAUGGGCCGAUUACACCAUCAGCUUGGCGAGUUCUUGUCAAAAACAGGUAUGCCCGCAGCGGCAUAUCAUCAUACCAACCUCGCUCUCACAAAACAGUGUGAAGAGGCAGCGGUUCAGAUGACACAUUUGGAGCCGGCGUUGUCAUUUCACACACCUCCUAUGCCAACUACUCCUACAUGUGCUCCGUCCGAAUGUCCUGGAGCGCCUCGCAUCCGUGGAAGACAUCGGCAUGCGACACCUGGUUCAACCGCAUCCACAGUUGCCGCUGACUCCGACGGACGUGGUGUGCGGCUGUUUUCAUUUGAUUCUCCAAUGGAUGAUACAAGCGGUGAAGCGAUGGAUGUCCCUUCAGAAUGA
Messenger RNA from Cooperia oncophora, 717 nucleotides. NCBI's taxonomy places the organism in Eukaryota, Metazoa, Nematoda, Chromadorea, Rhabditida, Trichostrongylidae. The record is from the annotation of a GenBank genome assembly.